Ostertagia ostertagi is the source of this 546-nucleotide messenger RNA. The record is from the annotation of a GenBank genome assembly. NCBI's taxonomy places the organism in Eukaryota, Metazoa, Nematoda, Chromadorea, Rhabditida, Trichostrongylidae.
AUGAUGGUGUUGUACAGAUCACUCAUAACGUGCCUGACACCUAUUCGAGACUACCUAUGCCUUGGACCCAGGGUAGAGGUGCUGAAGAACGAGAGAAUCGGGCUGACAGAUCGCAGAGGCGCCGCAUACGGUUAUCUACUGAAACCGUUGAAUGUGCCGAUGAUCGAGGAUGAAACAGAAGUGGGCCAUCAUAUAGGCGCCGUGGUCGAUGUGACUGAUCGAGAUGGUGUUGUCGAGUUCGGCGAUCGCCUCAAAGUAUUCAAAGGAUUCCGCUUGAAUAAUGGAGGAAUCGCUGAAUGGGAUCGUGCGGGGGCUGGCGUUGACGUCGGCUCAAGGGCAUCAGCAGCUGAUGAUAUUGUGAAGCUCCGAUGGACACUACUGGGUGUGAACGUCGGACCGACAGCCAGUCGAACAAUUGUCGGCCCUGGUCCCGGGACUCUGGGACGGGCCAAGGGUGCAGCUCUGAAAACGUACACGCCGUUCCCAUCGUUCUACCGUGGCUACUACAAUCGCGGUGACUGGUACCGUAAUCAGUUUUACAACCAA